GCAGACAGACUUACCAUGAAGAUGUGGAUAAAGAUGUUAGCAAUUCUGUUUAUUGCUUGUUUCCUGCAGCAAACUGCUGGAAUGAGUGUUGGAGAUUCCAGGCAAGGACCCAGAAGAGUGGUGCGAGAGGUUGCUGCACCACAACCCAUAGACUGUAAAAUGAGUGAAUGGUCCAAGUGGGGUCCUUGUGAUCCCUGCAGUAAAACUAUGCAUCGUUCCAGGGGUAUUGAGGUGUUUGGUCAGUUUGGAGGACAGAGAUGUAUAGAGCCUAUAGGAGACAAAAAACUCUGCAUUCCAAAAACUGAAUGUGAGGAAGCAUCACCACCAGUUUGCUCAGCCAGUGAAUUUCAGUGUGAUUCAGGACUGUGUAUUAAGAAAAUACUGAUGUGUAAUGGGGAUAAUGACUGCGUUGACUUUAGUGAUGAGGAGGAGUGUGAUAAGGUGCGGCUUCCAUGUAAAAAUUAUCCCGUGACUGAGUCUGACAUCGCUAUGGGUGCUGGAUAUGGGAUCAACAUUCUAGGCUCUGGUCCUCGCAUGAACCCUUUUAAUAACAAGUUUUAUAAUGGGAAGUGUGAACGUGUAAAGGAGCCGUCUACACUUAGCUACAACAGGCUUCCCUGGAACGUCGCUUCCCUCAACUAUGAGACGUUAGUGGAGGAAUCUACAUCCAGAGAGGUGUACAAAGACACUCACUCACUGCUAAACGAAAUGACCAGUGAAAUCACUUCCAAGAUUGAGAUCGGAUUAUCCUUUAAGUUCACACGUACUGACUCUAGUAGCAGUAGGAAUCUUUCGUUGACAGGUCUUUCAGCUGGAGUUAACGUGGCGAUUGAGGACGAAACAAAAAUCAAGCAGAUUACAGAUUACAGUGAAACUAAGGAAAAGUCCUUCUACAGGGUGAAGGGCAAAGUACAACUAGGCAAAUACAGGUUGAGAUCGAGAGACCUAGAAGUCUCUGAGACUUUCCUGGAUGACGUUGAUGCUCUGCCUAUUGAAUAUGAGAAGGGCCAGUAUUUUGGCUUCUUGGAGGACUAUGGAACUCAUUACACCAAGAAUGGAAAUUCAGGGGGAGAAUAUGAGCUCAUAUAUGUACUCAAUAGUAAAGUCCUCACUGAAAAGAGUGUGACAGAGACAACUCUGAAGAAUUGCUUGAAAGUUGGAAUUGAUCUUCAGUUCGAACUUAGCUCGGGGAUUUCAGUAGGUCUGGAACCUGGCAAAACUGUACCAGUGGAUAAGUGUAAAACUGUGACGCCAAACCAGACUAGUGAAAAUAAAAGUGAGCCAUUAAUUGAUAAGGUGAUCAGCUCAGUGAAAGGAGGUUCCACUAAGUCAGCAGCGGCUAUGAAGUCUCAGCUUAGUAAAGAAGGAAUACUGGACAUAAGCUCCUACGUGGAGUGGGCAAGGACACUAUCAGAUCUUCCUGCACUCAUCCACAGUGAUCCUGAGCCCAUCUACAAUGCAAUCCCACUGAAUUUUCCUGACGCCCAGCCGAAAAGGGAGAACCUGCAGAGAGCGCUGCAUGAGUACAUGGCUGAGUACAACUUGUGUAAGUGCCAGCCGUGCAGGAACGGUGGUACUGUGGCUCAGAUCGAUGGACAGUGUGUGUGCCUGUGCCCAAUGCACUAUGAAGGCAAAGCCUGCCAAAUUAUCCGUCAUGACCUAAUGAAAGAUACAGCCGCACCUGUGGAACAACAGGGGAACUGGGGCUGCUGGUCUUCCUGGAACAAGUGCAGUAAUGAACGCCACAGUCGCACUCGCAUGUGCAAAACAGAUGACAUUCCAAAAGCUACCUGCAAAGGAGACGCAGUCAGUGAGGAGCAAUGUUAAUUUAGCAUUUUGUUUUUCUUACAUGCAAACACAUGCAAAUAAAGAUGACAUUAAACAGUA
Molecule: messenger RNA, 1887 nt
Organism: Trichomycterus rosablanca
Lineage: Eukaryota; Metazoa; Chordata; Actinopteri; Siluriformes; Trichomycteridae
Gene: c9
Product: complement component 9
Exons: 11
Coding region: 16-1827 (603 amino acids)
Biological process (GO): complement activation
Cellular component (GO): membrane attack complex
Molecular function (GO): protein binding
Source: RefSeq, a predicted model, not a curated record